Cynara cardunculus var. scolymus (artichoke) is the source of this 1051-nucleotide messenger RNA. RefSeq names its product probable acylpyruvase FAHD1, mitochondrial. The transcript has 7 exons. NCBI's taxonomy places the organism in Eukaryota, Viridiplantae, Streptophyta, Magnoliopsida, Asterales, Asteraceae. The coding region runs from base 58 to 708 and encodes 216 amino acids. Gene Ontology annotation, molecular function: acetylpyruvate hydrolase activity. Gene Ontology annotation, cellular component: mitochondrion. The record is from RefSeq and is a predicted model, not a curated record.
GAAGAAGAUGCCGUGUAUGUACAUCGGCAUCCCCGUCGUCGGUAAGUGUUGACAACUAUGGACAAGUUGCUAAGCGUCGGGACUAAGAUUGUCGCCGUUGGCCGUAAUUACGCCGCUCAUGCUAAAGAACUCGGCAACGCCGUCCCUAAGGAGCCGGUUUUGUUUAUGAAACCGACAACCUCCUACUUGGCAAAUGGGGGAACGAUCGAAGUUCCGAAUCCGUUAGAAUCGCUCGAUCACGAGGUGGAGCUGGCGGUUGUUAUUAGCAAAAAGGCUCGCGAUGUUCCUGAAGGCACUGCCAUGGAUUACGUGGGAGGCUAUGCACUUGCACUGGAUAUGACUGCAAGGGAAAUCCAGGCGUCUGCGAAGUCUGCAGGUCUUCCGUGGACUGUUGCUAAAGGACAGGAUACUUUCACACCAAUCAGCUCCAUCCUAUCCUUGUCAAGGGUGCCAGAUCCUCAUAGCUUGGAAUUGUGGUUAAAGGUAGAUGGAGAAAUACGGCAAAAAGGGUCAACAGCAGAUAUGAUGUUUAAGAUCCCGUUUCUGAUCAGUUAUAUUAGCUCAAUGAUGACACUUCUUGAAGGCGAUGUCAUACUAACAGGAACCCCAAAGGGUGUUGGGCCAGUUAAAGUUGGUCAGAAGAUAGAAGCUGGCAUAACUGGGCUCUUGGAUAUGCACUUUGACGUAGGAAGACGUCAAAAGACCUGAUCGAAAUCCCGGGUUGAAGUGCCUAAAAUUUGCCUAGUUUCAAAUACAAAGUUGAACAAUUUCAUGGGCAUUAAUCUUGAAGCAUUUUGUUAGCAAUCAACAGUAGUUUCAUGAAUCUUGAAGCAUUUUCUUGGCAAUCAACAGUAGUUUCCUCAGGAAAUGCUUGAGAAUAAACAUUUAGUUGAUCUUAAAGUCCAAGACAGAAAAUUUAUCUGCUGCUUUCAUGUCUGUGACUAUCAAUAAUGUAAUCAAUUCUGAAGGUUAGAAGGUCCAAAGGUUUGCAGAAUUUGGAGGGAUUUAGAAUUGAGUUUUAUUUUAAUCCCAAAAAUAUUGGAUUUAGAAA